This is a messenger RNA of Camellia sinensis, 1428 nucleotides long. NCBI's taxonomy places the organism in Eukaryota, Viridiplantae, Streptophyta, Magnoliopsida, Ericales, Theaceae. The record is from RefSeq and is a predicted model, not a curated record.
AUGCAAAUCAGUAAAGAGAUUGGAUGGCAAGUCUUUGACAAAAUGUUUCAACAAACAAAAAAAGGAAAAUCAACCGAUGAUCGUCAAGAUCUUGCAAGGGUCAUCACCCUUUACUUAUGCUUGAAACUUCUCAUGCCUACAACAGGCCAUACACUCAGUUGGAGUUUCCUUAACUAUGUUGACAAUCUCAACAACAUCAAGAAGUACAAUUGGGUUGAGGCAAUAAAAGACACACUGAUGAAUUCAAUGGCAAAUGCAAACAACAACCCAAGUACUGGUACUGUGAGCACAGUAAACUCCUCCGACCAUCUAACAAAGAAGGCUUCCCAAGGUCAUGACCAACCACAAACACCAACCAAAGAGGACGACAAGGACAAGAUCAUAUCAGCCAUGAGAGCACAAAUGCAAGAAAUGGAACAAAAAUUCAUGGCUGAAUUGCAUAAAAAAGAAGAUCAAUUGAAGGAAAUGUCCACCAAAAAAACUGGCAGUCCCCAACAAAGAUCCAUGGUCAAGAGAAUCAAACAAAAAUCAAGAAAACAAGCACAUGACCCAGAUUUUGAAUACCAACCAAUGACCAAACCCAAAGAACAUGCAACAAACAAGACACAAACUGCUGCUGAUGUACCCAAACCAACACAGGGUACCAAUGAAGAAAAACAGAAGAAGAAUGACAACAAAAAACAGGGUGCUCAUGAAGCAAAACAACAGCAGAAAGAAAAGAUGCAAGAACAUAUUGGCCAAGAGAAACCAGUUGCUGCUGAAACAAACCCAAAAGAGCAUGCCAAUCAAAAGAAGACAAAUCUUCAAGUAUUGGAAAGUGAUGAUGAUUCCCAGGAAGAAUCAAUCCCAAACAAGCCACUCACCAUUUCAUGCCGCAAAACAAACAAGGUUUGGCAUAGCCUAUCCAAAAAAGACCAAGACCAAAUUCAACUCAUCAACAACACACAAUCAACUGCUUGUGUCUGGUCUGGCAGCGAAGAUGAAAACUGCGUAUACUUUUCAGAUAUAUGCAGAUUGACCAACAGGGAACCCUUAUAUGGGAAUGUCAUUGAUGCCUUCUCAAAAAAGCAAUUGGCACUCCAACCAACCAUUGAAGAAUUUGAGAAAAACGAUCUAGUCUUUGCAAGCAAUCCAUACGCAGGAAGAUCUUACGUUUUCUCAACACUCAUCAAUACUCCACUACAAAACCAAGAUCAAGCACUGAGAGAAAAACUGAUGGACAGCCAUUUUCCAGAAGCAAUGAAAAACAGAUAUAUCCAUUUCCCAAUCAACCACGACAACCAUUGGACAAUUGUGGUCAGCAAUCAAGGAAACAUGUUAUCAUCUCAAGAGUACGAGACAGUAAUUGCAUCAAUUAAGGAAUGGACACAACAAACCCUACACUCGAAUGAUAGUGCAAUCGCCGUCUGCAAUGUUAUCAACCAAUAA